GCGGCGUAGGUCUCGCGGUGCCAUGGAGCCUCAGCCGCCGGCCGAGCAGGUGCUCCGGCAGCUCGGCCAGCUCCUCUCCCAGCGGCCCGGUGUGAUCACGGAGCUGGGGGCAUUGCUGGAGGCCGCGGAGCCGCGGUGGCUGUUCGGGGCCGGGAGCCCUGCCGCGCUCGGCGAAUUGGCGGCCGCGCUGAGCGCCUUCGCGGCCCUCCCGGAACGCGAGCAGGACGCGGUUGAGCUCCGCGACGGGGACGGCGCCUACGCGGCCGCAGCUGAGAGAGCAGCCGAUGUCGGCGGUGUGUUCCUGCGGCUCCUCGCUAAGCUAGAGGCUGCCAAGGCCGAGGAGUCGCUGGGGCCCGCCGUGGAGCCGGUCCUGCGGAGUGUGAUGGGGCACAUCUACGUGCUGGCGGUGACGCACAUCGAGGAGGCCGCCUGGACCGGUGUCAGGUCCCGCGCUGUGGCCACGGAGCUGCUGGGGGCUCUGGUGCGGGCCGCGGGCUGCCGGACUCUCGCGGAGCUCCUUCGGGGGAGGAAGGAAGAGGAGGAAGGAGGAUUCGCGGCGGUGAUGAGGCUGCUGAGGCCGCGGCUGGGCAAAGACACCUGGAAGCGCAACCCAGCCACCAAGCACGUCUUCUCCUGGACGCUGCUGCACAUCACCCGGCCAUGGCUCAGCCAGCACCUGGAGCGCGUCCUCCCCGCAUCGCUGCUCAUCUCGGAUGACUUUCGGGAGGAGAACAAAGUCCUGGGUGUGCACUGCCUGCACCACAUCGUUCUCAAUGUGCCAGGUGCUGAUCUGUGCCAGUUCAACAGGGCUCAGGUUGUGUACCAUGCCCUUUACAAUCACCUCUACUCACGAGAGGCUCCUCUCAUCCAGGCAGUACUGCUGUGCCUGCUGGACUUGCUGCCUGUCCUGGAAAGAGCGCAGCGGCAACAACCCAGGCCAACCUCACCCUGUGAUGAGGUGUUGCAGCUGGUUCUGACCCACAUGGAGCCAGAGCAUCGGCUCGCACUGCGGCGAGUGUAUGCCAAAACCCUGCCUGCCUUUGUGCAGAGACUUGGCAUCCUGAUAGCACGGCACCUGAAGAGGCUAGAGAGGGUUAUCCUGGGUUACCUGGAAGUCUCUGAUGGCCCUGAGGAAGAAGCCAGACUGGGAAUACUGGAGACACUGCAGUGCACCAUAGAGCGUGCUUGGCCCAGAAUGCCAUGCAGGCUCCCUGUGCUGCUCAAAGCCCUACUGAAGAUGAUCUGGGAUGUCCACACUGACCAGGGCUCAACACCAGAGCCAGUGAGAGCUGCCUUGCUCCAGAGAGCCACCGAGUGCCUCAUCCUGCUGGAUCGGUGCUCUGAAGGACAAGUGAAGAUUCUGCUGGAAGGUGUGUACAGCUGCUGUGAGGAGAACCGUGUGCGGGAAUGCAUCAGGAGAGUGCAAGAGAACACGUGAGGCAAGACAAGGUUCAUUCUGCUUUUUGUACAGUAAAAUAUGUUUUUUUAUUUAA
This is a messenger RNA of Centrocercus urophasianus (Greater sage-grouse), 1493 nucleotides long. It is a transcript of the gene TTI2, whose product is annotated as TELO2 interacting protein 2. The record is from RefSeq and is a predicted model, not a curated record. NCBI's taxonomy places the organism in Eukaryota, Metazoa, Chordata, Aves, Galliformes, Phasianidae. The coding region runs from base 23 to 1438 and encodes 471 amino acids. The transcript has 7 exons. Gene Ontology annotation, cellular component: cytosol; centrosome; nucleoplasm.